GGACACAAAUUCUCACCGUGUAUGUGUACACAACGUUUGAGUUACCGUUCUUUAUUUAACCAUUUGAGAAGGGAUUGCGCUUAUAAUUAGUACAAUUAUUCCAAUAUACCAGUUCGGAGACAUGCUUGGCUUUUGUUUCUUUGAUGCACUUGAAACCCCACUAACUCAUGUCGGAGAGAUCGCUACAGGUUUCUUUCCUUAUCCCGCAUCAUCGCGGAAUACUACUUGUUUUACAUUUAUAAGGGAGUGAAGCGACAACUAGUAGUACGCGUCGGGGACGCCUGCGACAACCAAGGGGCUUUAAAGUCCUUGCUACAACGGGCGUCCCAAGUUGAAGAUUGUUAUUUAGCUGGAGCCAAAAAUUGCUAAACUUUCAGCAUACGUGCAGGCGCGAAGUAUGGCCGCAGCUCCCGACGAAGGAAGGAUACGAACACCCGGAGCAAAGGUGUUCCUUGAUCCCAUCCAUGGCCACAUUGAGGUAGAUCCACUGAGUGUGAAGAUCAUCGACACCCCCCAGUUCCAGAGGCUGAGAAACAUCAAACAACUGGGAGGCGGUUACUGGGUCUACCCGGGUGCCUGUCACAACAGAUUUGAGCACAGCUUAGGUGUAUACCACUUAGCUGGCUGUCUGAUAACUGAGAUACAGUCAAAGCAAGGUGAUCAUCUUCCGAUCACUGAUGAGGAUGUGCUGUGUGUGAAGAUAGCAGGGCUCUGUCAUGACUUAGGUCAUGGACCAUUCUCCCAUCUGUUUGAUCGUCAGUUCAUGAAACAGGCCGUACCUGGCUGCACAUGGGAGCAUGAAGACGCUUCCACUGCCAUGUUUGACCACCUCAUCGAGCAAAAUGGUAUCAAGUUGGAAAAGUAUGGUCUGACAAAGAAGGACCAGGUCUUCAUCAAGGAAUUGAUAAAACAACCAGCUGAGGAACAACCAGCUGAGGAACAACCAGCUGGGGCACAACAAGCUGGGGCACAACCAGCUGGGGCACAACCAGCUGGGCCACAACCAGCUGGGGCACAACCAGCUGGGGCACAACCAGCUAGGGUGUGGCAUUAUAAAGGAAGGGAUGAAGAAAAGGGCUUCUUAUACCAGAUCAUUUCAAAUUCUGUUAAUGGUAUGGAUGUGGACAAGUGGGACUACUUUGCUAGAGACAGUCACUACACAGGUCUCCCGAAGAGGUUUGACCACAUGCGGCUCAUCCAAAGUGCCAGGGUCAUCAAAGUGGAUGGCAAAUGGCAGAUCUGUUACAGGGACAAGGUUUGUUGCAUAAUGCACUGUAGGUUACACGCGUGGCUCAAUGUGUACAACAUGUUCCACACCCGAGCCUGCCUUCAUCAUGAGUGCUAUCAGCACAAAACCACAGUUGCUGUGGAGAUGAUGAUUACAGAUGCUUUGCUGAAAGCUGAUGAUAAGUUUCAAGAUAAAUACCAGCUGCACAUGAAAAUUUCGGAGGCAUGCCAGCACAUGGACACCUACGCCAGGUUAACAGACAGCAUCUUUGAUAAGAUACUGUACUCCAAGGGUGACAAACUAAAGGAGGCCAGAGAUAUCCUGGAAAACCUUGCGAAAAGAAAGCUGUACCGCUUCAUUGGUCAGACACAAGCCAGGGAUGAGUUUUUUGAAGAGUCUGGUCCAUCAACCAAGGAAAUCGCUAAAGCUGUCACAGACCAAGAAAAAAUCAAAAUCACAGCUGAGGAUAUUGCGGUCAUUAGGGUGAAUGUGAACUAUGGCAAGGGAAAGAACAAUCCUGUGGACGAUGUCAGAUUCUGGACCAAAGACAACCCUGACAAGGCCAUAAAACUGGAGAAGGAAGAGCUGUCUGAGAUGUUGCCCCAAAAGUUUGCUGACAAGUUUUGGAGGGUGUACUGUAAGAAGCAGCUGGACAAGGAAAGCAUCAAAGAAGUGGAGAGGCGCUUCGAACUUUUCCUGUUGAAGAAAAAAGACAUGACAACACCUCAAAAGCAAGUUGUACCAGGAAGCAAGGAUCUUUCUGGGCAGGGGGCCAGGAGAGACCUUACAGCAGACCUGGAGGAUGCCAGCGCAAAAGAUGACUGAAAAUCGUGUGACAUGUUUUGGACUACUGUGUGCAACUAGCUAUAUAUGGUGAUGGUAUGUGGUGUAAUGAUUGAGAUCAUAAUGGUUGUAUACAAUGUAUGUAGUAGCAAUCCUGUCAAAAAUGCCUAGCAGAACUAUAGCAGAGGAGGAUCAUAUCAUAGGUCACAUUGAUGUGUUUUAAGUUGAUUUGGAUGCACAUUUAACUUCAGAUUGUCUCUGAUUUUGUACUGCUUGGGUGUUAAAUUUUAACAGACCUGAAUCAUGAUUUAGCAAAUACUGCUGUAGGCUUUCAUACGCAAAAUCCUAGACAAGUUUUAAUGAUGAUGUACGAGACUUAGAAUAGACUGCUUUUCUCUUCAUUCAUUUUACAUGUUUAAGAAACUAGCAAUGGAAAUCACUAGACACAAAUGAAUUGAGAGCUGAACUUUUCAAUGGCUGAUUUUAAUGAAAAAGUGUACUUAAAAUUUAGAAGCAAAACAGAUAUACAAUGUAGGUUUGAAUGCUACUAUUUGGGCAUAGGCAUAUUCUUUUUAAUGGAAGCAAGGUGCUUACUAGAACAAAUAAUGUUAAGAGUUGUGCCUUGAUAGUACAAUGUAUUUACAAAAGGAGACACUAAAAACUUUCACCCAUUGAUAGCAAUGGUAAGACUAUUUGAUGAUGACUUACAUCAAGGAAUAUGUACAGCUGAUACUCUGUAUCUAUAUACUAACCUUCUGUACAACCAAGAGUAGCUUUCUCACCAUUGUCUACAAUAAAUGUGCUCUUCAAUUUG
Messenger RNA from Branchiostoma belcheri (Belcher's lancelet), 2825 nucleotides. Its product is annotated as deoxynucleoside triphosphate triphosphohydrolase SAMHD1-like. Gene Ontology annotation, biological process: regulation of innate immune response; dGTP catabolic process; defense response to virus. Lineage: Eukaryota; Metazoa; Chordata; Leptocardii; Amphioxiformes; Branchiostomatidae. Gene Ontology annotation, cellular component: nucleus. Gene Ontology annotation, molecular function: dGTPase activity. The record is from RefSeq and is a predicted model, not a curated record. The transcript is spliced from 15 exons. Bases 398 to 2053 code for a protein of 551 amino acids.